This is a messenger RNA of Myotis myotis, 4692 nucleotides long. Its product is annotated as membrane cofactor protein-like. The coding region runs from base 230 to 2194 and encodes 654 amino acids. Gene Ontology annotation, biological process: negative regulation of complement activation, classical pathway. NCBI's taxonomy places the organism in Eukaryota, Metazoa, Chordata, Mammalia, Chiroptera, Vespertilionidae. The transcript is spliced from 19 exons. The record is from RefSeq and is a predicted model, not a curated record.
UUCCGCAUUCCAGGUUUUGUAAGUCUGAGGGUUGCUGUGUUUUGUAAGUCUGAGGGUUGCUAGGUUUUGUAAGUCUGAGGGUUGCUGUGUUUUGUAAGUCUGAGGGUUGCUAGGUUUUGUAAGUCUGAGGGUUGCUGGGUUUUGUAAGUCUGAGGGUUGCUGGGUUUUGUAAGUCUGAGGGUUGCAGGUGGGGCGACGCCCUUCGUUUCCCCUGCUCACCUCCACGAAAAUGACGGCUUCUCGCCGGCUGCGAGCGGCACCUCCUCGCCGUCCCUUCUCUUCUUGGAGCUCCGCUGGGAUCCUGUUGGUGACGCUCGCGCUCCGGUUUCCCGCACCCACCGAUGCCUGUGAUGAGAUACCAAAAUAUGACUCUAUGAAAGCCAGGGGCAAUCCUGUGCCCCCUGUAAGUGCUGGGUUUGCAGUAGAAUAUGAGUGUCGCCCAGGAUACAGGCUUAUUGUUCCUUUUGUUCGACCCACCACUACUGUUUGUCAGCCUGAUGGCACAUGGGCACCUCCUCGUCUACAGGAGGCCUGUACAAGAAGACAAUGUCCACAGCUAGCAGAGUCCCUACAUGGCCGUGUAGAAGGAAAUUUUCAGUUUGGUUCACAGGCUAACUAUUCUUGUGAUGAGGGAUAUUACUUAGUUGGAACACCAGUUCUACGUUGUGUACUUGCUGGAGAUGGGAAUAAUGUGGCUUGGAGUGGUGACCCCCCACAGUGUGAAAAGAUUUUGUGUCAACCGCCUCCACAAAUAGAACAUGGAAUAUUCAGCAAUAGCCACAAGGAUACAUUUGAAUAUAAUGAAAUGGUAACUUACCAUUGUAAUCCUUCGAAUGGGCCAGAUGAAUAUUCACUUGUUGGAGGGAGCAGACUGAUUUGUUCUGGGCCAAACAAAUGGAGUAGUGACCCUCCUGAGUGUAAAGUGGUCAAAUGUCCAUAUCCAUCACUCCCUGAUGGAACUAUUGUGUCAGGAUUUGGGAAAAAAUAUUACUACAAAGCAGGAGUUGAGUUUGAAUGCAACCAGGGUUAUUCCCUUCAAGGCAGCCGCAAAAUUGUCUGUGAAGCUGAUAAUACCUGGGUACCUGAGAUUCCUCGCUGUGUUCAAGAUGCCUGUGAUGAGAUACCAAGAUAUGACUCUAUGAAAGGCAAGGGUAAUCCUGUGCCCCCUGUAAGUGCUGGGUUUGCAGUAGAAUAUGAGUGUCGCCCAGGAUACAGGCUUAUUGUUCCUCUUGUUCGUCCCACCUCUGCUGUUUGUCAGUCUAAUGGCACAUGGGCACCUCCUCUCCAGGAGGCCUGUACAAGAAAAUCAUGUCCACAGCUAGCAGAGCCCCUAAAUGGCCGCGUAGAAGGAAAUUUUCAGUUUGGUUCACAGGCUAGCUACUCUUGUAAUGAGGGAUAUAACUUAGUUGGAACACCAGUUCUACAUUGUGAACUUGCUGGAGAUGGGAAUAAUGUGGCUUGGAGUGGUGACCCCCCACAGUGUGAAAAGAUUUUGUGUCAACCACCUCCACAAAUAGGCAAUGGAACAUUCAGCAAUAGCCACAAGGAUACAUUUGAAUAUGGUGAAGUAGUCACUUACCGUUGUAAUCCUUCGAAUGGGCCAGAUGAAUAUUCCCUUGUUGGAAAGAGCACACUGAGUUGUUCUGGGCCAAACAAAUGGAGUAGUGACCCUCCUGAGUGUAAAGUGGUCAAAUGUCCAUAUCCAUCACUCCCUGAUGGAACUAUUGUGUCAGGAUUUGGGAAAAAAUAUUACUACAAAGCAGAAGUUGAGUUUGAAUGCAACCAGGGUUAUUCCCUUCAAGGCAGCCGCAAAAUUGUCUGUGAAGCUGAUAAUACCUGGGUACCAGAGAUUCCUCGCUGUCUUAAAGUGGUGACUUCUCCUCCCAGUACCACACCUCCGAUUUUGAGUCCUUCAGUGUCAACUCCUCCCAGCACAAAACCUCCAAUUUCCAGUGUCACAGGUGUCACGCCUAGUCCAUCAACCAAGCCUCCAGUUUCAAGUAGUCCAGGACAUCCCCCUCCUGAUGAAACACCAUCUCAAUCAUUAGGUGCAGGAGCCAUUGUUGGGAUUACGCUAGCUGUUGUAGUUGUUGUCUCGGGACCCAUCGCCUUAUUGGUGUACUAUAAGAAGAAGAGGAAAGGCACCUACCUAACUGGUGAGAGCCACAAAGAAGUAAAAUUUAUUUCUCUAUGAGAAGAAGAGAUGAGAGAAAGGUUUGCUUUUAUCAUCAUAAGGAAAACAGAAGGCACUGCUGCCUACAGCACAUACCAGAAUAAAUCAAGCACUCCAGCACCGUAGACUCUCUGACGGACUUUCCAGAAUGCUCUACCACUUCAUCUUUUUUAAAAUGUCAAGAAAGACCCACAUUAAAUUCGAUGGCUACUAUGCAAAACAGUAUGGAGGGCCCUCAAAAUUAAAACCGGAGCCACCCUAUGAUCUUAUGGGAAUAUACCUGAGUGAAGGGAAAUCACUGUGGAAGAGAGAAUCUUCGGCCCCUCCCUGUUUGUUGCAGCACCAUUUACAAUAACAAAGACAUGGAAGCAGUCUGAAGUGUCCGUCAACCAAUCAGUGGAUAAGGGAGAUGCAUGCACGUACAGUGAAAUACUAUUCAGUCAUUAAAAAGGAAAACGUGUAUUGGCCCUCAGGACAUUUUGUUAAGUGAAAUAAGUCAUAUAUAUAAAGAGACAAAUACUGUAUGAUCUCCUUUAUAUGUAGAGUCUAUUUUAAACUCAUCAAAGAAGAAAUCAGAUUUGUGGGUGGUGGGGUGAGAGAAUUGGAUGAAGGUAGUGGUCAAAAGAUUCAAAUUUAGUUAUAAGCACAUAUUGGAAUGUAACGUACAGCAUGGUGACUAUAACUAGUAAUACUUUAUUGCAUAUUGGCAAGUUCCUUAAAGAAUAGAUCUUAAAAAUUCUGAUGACAAGGAAAAAGAUUUUUUUUGUAACUAUAUGAGUUGAUAGAUGGUAACUAAAAUUUGCUCAUCAUUUCAUAAUAAACUUAUCAAAUCCUUACGCUGUACACCUUAAACUUUGAUAAUCUUACAUAUCAAUUACAUCUCAAUGAACUAGAAGGGGGAAAAGAUCUACAAAGGCGUUCUCUGGUUUAUUUCACUAUGAAGGCAUAAUGCUAACAUCUCAAUGCUGCUUGGAUGUAGUCACUAUCCUUUGACCCCUCUGAAAUGGGUGUGAACUUGGGAAUGAACAUCUAGCCUGUUAUCCCUUAAAAAAUUUGCAUUUAUAGAGCAAUUCAACACAGUGCCCUUGGAUUAUGGUAGGGAAAUGAUGUUUUUUUAUAAACUCUGAAUAUUUAGAGAAGUAAAGUAUAGUUUAAAAUGAGACAUUUCAUCUAUAAAGAAUGUGACUUUGCAAUGUUCAUUUCCAAAGUUAAUACCAACUUUCAAGACUUUUAACAACUCUAUUAUGUGUAUUGUAGAUAGUUUAUUGUAAAAAGUCUGUACAGAUAUGUGUAUACUGCUUCAGCCCUUAAAAAUUAAAAACAAUUAUCACUGAAAACUGGGAAUUUGAGUAAGUGUGACCUCCUUAACUAAGAAUAUUAUGGGAAAGUAAUUUUACAGGGGAUGGGAUAAGUUUCUAUUUUGCAAAAUAUAUUUUAACUUCUUGGUGAUUUAGAGAAGCCAUGAAGUUAACGUGUGGCAUUUGUUCACCUUUUCUAACAUCAACAAACCAGCCUGAGAAUAACAACUUAGGCUCAGUUGCUUGCUUCUGUGAAAAGUUAGAGGGCGCUAACAUUCCUAACACAAAUGCCCGCUUGGUACAAAGUGAACACUGUGGCCUUGUAGUUUUUUGGGGGAGAAUUCCCCUCUUUAAGAGAACAUAGAAUGCGCUCUGAAUUCUGGCCUAGGGGGUUUUCUCUCCUGACUUGAAUAAAAAGCUCUCACUUCAGUAAGUCACCUGACAGUAGUUUGUAGGGAGUAAAUUCAACAGAUGUCCCAAGUUGCAUCAGAAUUAUUCUUUGUGUGGGUCUCACCUCACCUGCUAAAAGGCAGAGUAAACAUUAAGCCACAUAUUUCAGAAAAACAAAAACCUAAACUUUGUGUGUUGGUGGUUGGUCCUAUGCAGGGAAGGGAAAUCACAUAGCUCAGGUAUCACUUCAUGCUCCCUCCCUCUCUGAGUCCUCACACCUGACAGGGUCUCUUUCAGAUGAGCCAUGGGUCAAGAGGAGGAACUGCCACUCUCAUUUAUUCUUAAAGGGGUUGUUUUUAUUUAUAUUUUUAUUUUUAGUGACUCAAAUUGGUCUGAAGAAAUGUUGCCCUGAAAGGGACAUGUUUGGAAAAUCUGAGUGGCCCAGAGUAAAUACUAUUUUACUCUAUAAAGUGUUCCUUCCCUUUGUAAUCUCUGGGGAGGGGCAUUUUUCAACCAAAGAUUGUUAUGCUUCCCCAAAUUAACUUUUAUAAGAGUGCUUCAAGUUUACUCUUUUUAAAUUUUAUAUGAGAUACAUGCAUAUAACUAUUAUGUUGUGAAAUUCUGUUACUGAAAUAUAUGGGGAAACCACUUUUCUGUAGAAAAAUUUGUUUAAAUGACAGAGGAGGAAGUAUAUUUGAAUUAAAUGUUUCUUAAAACGACAAGAAUGUAUUUGCUUGAAGUGGGAAGCCCCACGAAUGGAGGUCUUUAUUGCUUUUUGAAAAAUGUGUUCUUAAAAUCUGAUAAAAUAAAAUGUAGAGUGGUUUAAAUUUG